Molecule: messenger RNA, 1194 nt
Organism: Gossypium raimondii (Peruvian cotton)
Lineage: Eukaryota; Viridiplantae; Streptophyta; Magnoliopsida; Malvales; Malvaceae
Exons: 3
Coding region: 238-1062 (274 amino acids)
Source: RefSeq, a predicted model, not a curated record
GUCCCUCGAACCAAUGAAGUAAUAACAGAAAAAGGUGCAAGCGUUUAUAAUUUGUCAAGGACUCCGAAGACUCUGAGUUCCAUUUUGCAAGAGAGGAAACAGACAAGGCUGGAGAAACUUGCUGUCCCCAGACAACCAGUUCAAACAAAAGGCAGCAGAUUCGAAGAAGUAGAACCAAAGGUCAUUAGAUCCAACAAGUACAUAGCACGCGUGCAAUCAUCAAGUGUACCGCAAGAGAUGCAGAAAGCAGCAAAGCAAGGUUCAGUUUUGUGCUGUCAUGUAGAAGAUGAAAGCGAAAACUGCAAUAAACCACAAGCUUUAGUUGAAGAUAGCGACCAAAUUUCAGUGUCAAUGGUUACAAAUGAACAGCAAGACCGAGAACCUGAUUUCGAAAGAUCAGAAGAACGCGAGUUUAAGAGCGUUGCAUCUGAUCCACUACAUGGAACCGAUGAAGCAAAUACUUAUGAAAAGCCACAUAAUCAAAGCACUUAUGCAUCAAAGAUGCCACAGCCAUUGACAGAGAGUGAAAAUCACCUCAAGCAGAUACUUAUGAAAAGCCAACUAUUUACGAACACAACAGAGGCGCUUUUCAAGCUGGACAUUCCUAUCGGAAUUCUUCAUGGAAAUGUCCACAACUAUAAUGAGCAAGAAAGCAAGCUCCUUUUGGACUGUGGCUACGAAGUAAUGAAAAGGAGAGGAAGAAGGCAGGAACUAAGUGCUCAUCCAUUUCUGCAAGUAUCCAUCAGCAGCAGUACUUCAAACAAAGCAAAAUCCUUGUAUGACUUGGUGAAGCCAAUGUGUAAAGAUUUUGAUAAGUUGAAGUCAUAUGGAAGGGAGGGUAAGGAAGAUUGUUCCUUUGAAGACUACCUAUCGAAGAUGAUUGAGGUCGAUGUCAACAACAAGGAAGCAGAUUUGAAUUGUAUGUGGGAGUUGGGAUGGAACUGCAUGAUGUUUGCAUUAGAGAAAGAUGAUACUGUAAGGGAUGUUGAGAAGUACGUGCUUAAUGGACUACUAGUUGGCAUUACCAGAGAUCUUUUCACACCCAUAAGUGUUUCAGCUUAGGGGAAGAAAACCCGAAUCUAUUUAAGCAUGAGUUUCCCAUAGAUUUUUCAACCUGUAAAGUGCCUAAAACUGUUUCUUUUUGUAUAUUUCCAAUUUCUCUAUUGAUUGAAAGAAAAAGAGAGUCCAUGUUCA